Molecule: messenger RNA, 1165 nt
Organism: Eruca vesicaria subsp. sativa (arugula)
Lineage: Eukaryota; Viridiplantae; Streptophyta; Magnoliopsida; Brassicales; Brassicaceae
Source: the annotation of a GenBank genome assembly
GGAACUCAUUUCUGUAUCAGAAUAACGUUAAAGGUUCCUCAGCUAUGUCUCUUCCUUUUCUAAGCUAUUCUCUUCAACUCACAUCUCCUCAAAUUCUUUUGACUAACGUUACUCCCACAAACCAAAUUAAAAUCAACCAGAAAAAAACAUGCACACUCACCAGUCACCAAACCACGUCUCCAUCUCCUCUGCAGUUCCGCCCUGACGGGUCAAACAGAAGGAGGAGAGGUUCUGCUAAAUAAUUGAACUGAUGUCAACAAAGAAACUUCCUUGGUUUGACAUUUUUGCUAAGCCCUGUUUCUAUGACAACUCAAGUGUUCAUGAGCUACCUUAUGACCACUCCAUCCUUCUAGAGAAUCUGAUAGAUCCGGCUCAUCUCCCUAUCUCUCAUGACAGAACAGACUUCAGUGCUAAAAGAGAAGAUGCCAAGCCGCUGGUUUUUGAUGUUACAGAGCGUACCAACCGUGGUUUCGCUGGGACUUGGGGACAAGAAAAAGAUGGAAAAGGGAGUAAUGUACUACGUUUUGAUGCUACAUGUGUUCUGCAGAACAUUCGAGAGUUGUGGGAAAGGACGGGGAGUUACCUCUAUGGUUCUGGCAUGAGAAUUCCUGCAAGGUAUUUGAAGAGGACAUGGGGGUUUCUAUCGUCUCAAAACGAGGUUUUGAUGAAAAAGAAAGUACCAACUAAGGAGUUAUAUAUAAACCUUAAGUCAUCAGACACAUGGGUCGCUGAAUAUAGAAAGUGGAUAGACAAAGUUGGUCAUGGCAUGCCUUACCAUUUCGGUCAUAGGACAAUCUCUCCUCUCCCUAAGCUCCCUCCCGUGGUGGAACACGCUCCUGCAGGGCUCAUUGCAGGUCUCUCAGCUUCUUACCCUGCAAAAGGUGGAAUUGGUACUAUGCACGCUCCCAAUUUGGCUAACCGGUACUUCAGACAUGUGAUCCACUGUAGAAGCUGCAUCAAAGUGAUCAAAUCUUUUCAACUCUGGAAAAAUGUCCUCUCUGGCACAGCCGUGGCCUUCACAGCUUUGGCUAUUCUGGUGGUUAGUAGACAGUGGAAGGCUGUACUAUUAGCUCCAGCAGCGUUGUGCUCAGCCGCAGCUUAUGCUAGCUUAAGAGCUAUACAACUGAACACCAAUAACUUCAUUAGAAAACACAGAAGACUAUGA